AUGGCACGAUCCACCCCCCUCCAGCACACGCAGCCCUGUCGGACGCAGCCCUGUCGGACGCAGCCGGGCGGCGGUCACCUCCGGAACGGCACCAAACCCCACUGCCCUCACCACACACACCCGUCCUCCCACCAUCACAGCAACCAGAGUCACCCGCCCAUCACACAUAACGGGCUGCGGAACGGAGGCCCUCACCCCAAACUGGGCUCCCUGCCGCGGGGUGGCUCUUCCACCUCCUCGUCAUCGUCCCGGAAGCUGCAGUCCAACCCGUCCAUCACCUCACAGAGCAGCAAGAGGAGCAAGAGCAGCUCCAAGAGCAACAGCUCACAGCUGCCCACAGAGGCCCAGGACGACUGUUGCGUGCACUGCAUCCUGGCCUGCCUCUUCUGCGAGUUCCUGACGCUGUGUAACAUCGUGUUGGACUGCGCCACCUGCGGCUCGUGCGCGGGGGACGACUCGUGCUUCUGCUGCUGCUGCGCCUCGGAGGAGUGCGGGGACUGCGACCUGCCCUGCGACAUGGACUGUGGGAUCAUCGACGCCUGCUGCGAAUCCGCCGACUGUCUGGAGAUCUGCAUGGAGUGUUGUAGUCUCUGCUUCUCCUCCUGA
Messenger RNA from Knipowitschia caucasica, 606 nucleotides. The record is from the annotation of a GenBank genome assembly. Lineage: Eukaryota; Metazoa; Chordata; Actinopteri; Gobiiformes; Gobiidae.